CAUUUUAGGGACAUGUCCCAGGGCUCGGAAGCUUUCCACCAAUUGGAUAAUGCUUUUCUAUGCUUUCUAAAGUACGAAGCUAUGCUAUUGGUUGAAACAGAAACGUAUUGUAAAGUUCAGCCAAUGAAAUUCAUUCUUGCGAGGAGCUGCAACACUACCCUCAUUUUACGACAGACCGAAAAACAAGCAGAAAUCAGUAUUGCAACAAAUCAAUAAUGAAUAUUCUCGACGCGGGCGAAGGCUAUGCCAAAAGACACCACGUUUAUAGAGUAAGUUCUAACCAAGAUGAAGAAGUGCUGAAGAUGUUACAAACUCGUUUGAUUCCGAUUCAAAUCGAGAAAUUGAUGAAUUCAAGCGUUGAGAAGCAAUGCGAGUUGAAGAUUCUUAGUGUUGGCAGCGGAAUAGGUGCUGUGGAUUUGAAAUUUGUGGAAAUUCUACUCGAGGAAUUGAAGAAACACAGCUCUGAUGAUCAAAACACGACGAUAUAUCUGCGAGUGGUUGAACCGAAUUCAUCUUCGUGCAAACAAUUCAGCGACGCCGUAAAAGCUCGUGGAGAUUUGCCAAUCCACCUCGAUAUUCGUCAGCAAAAGUUUCAAGAAUACAUUCAAAAUGAGCAAAACGCAAGCACAGCAUUUGACAUAAUACAUUUUAUUCACAGCAUUUACUUUGUUGUUGAGGAAAAAGCGAUUUCUUACUGUUUGGAAAAGCAAUUGAAAGAUCAGGGUUGUCUCUUUUUCGUGUUUUCUGAUGAGGUUAUAAUAAGGCAAGUGGCACUUAAAACAGCGCCAGAGCGGAGACGACCUAAUGACAAGUUGGCAAACAUCGCCGGAAAAAUUGGCCCCAAAUUGAUUGAAAUUGUUGAGAAAAGUGGCAGGAAGUAUGAAGUAUAUUCAAAUCAAUAUCCAGUUGAUGUGUCAGAAAUCUUCGUCGGAUCAGAGAAUGGUGACCUGCUUCUUGACUUCAUAACUCAAAAAGUCGACUUUCGCAAGAAUGCUGAUGCAAGUUUGGUUGAUAGAGUUCUGGCAGUGAUAAAAAACGAAAGCUUCACAAAAGAUGGAAAACACCUUUGCAUGAAAACUGAAACGCUGUUGGUCGUGAACAAAUAGAAUAUCGGAAUGAUGAUUUCCAAUAGAAACAAAAUAUGACGAAUCGAUUGCACGUUAUUAUCUUGUUUUAACCUAUAUUUUGAAAUUUAACUGAGAUGUUAACGUUUAGAUUAUAUUCUUCACGUUGUAUGUUUGCACGGUGAAGAAUCAGAGGUAUGGGAGCCCACGGGCUGCUGCCAUUGAC
Dendronephthya gigantea is the source of this 1290-nucleotide messenger RNA. Its product is annotated as histamine N-methyltransferase-like. The coding region runs from base 216 to 1106 and encodes 296 amino acids. Lineage: Eukaryota; Metazoa; Cnidaria; Anthozoa; Malacalcyonacea; Nephtheidae. The record is from RefSeq and is a predicted model, not a curated record. The transcript is spliced from 2 exons.